UAUAAGCUGGCAGCAGCAGCUGAGGAGCUUCACUGCAGUGACUGAGCAGAUUCAUCUGAGCGAAUCCACUCUCAUCUUAGAGACAACCCCAAAUCAAAAAUGGCAUUCGCAGGAAUUCUGAAUGACGCUGACAUCACUGCAGCCCUCGCUGCUUGCCAAGCUGCCGACUCUUUCAAGCACAAGGACUUCUUUGCCAAGGUCGGCCUGUCCAGCAAGAGCGCCGAUGACAUCAAGAAGGCCUUCGCCGUCAUUGACCAGGACAAGAGUGGCUUCAUUGAGGAGGAGGAGCUGAAGCUGUUCCUGCAGAACUUCUCUUCCUCUGCCAGAGCUCUGACCGACGCUGAGACCAAGACUUUCCUGAAGGCUGGUGACACUGAUGGCGAUGGCAUGAUCGGAUGCGAAGAGUUCGCCACCCUGGUCAAGAGUUAAAUGAAGAAACUGACCAACAUCUUACUUCACUACUCUAAAGGAACAACUUGAGCCAUGACAUACGCCUCCUCUCUUCUUUCUCUCCUCUUCCCACUCACUCUCUCUCUCUCCAACGCUUUUAUACACUUGACCUUUCACCUCCUGACUGUUUAAACUAACUCUGACCCCCCUCUGACCCCUUUGUUGUCCACGAUGAAUGUACCUGACUUAGUGUGUCGCGUGGUUGACUUGUGUCUUUCUCUCUCUCACUCACUUCUGUCCCAGUUUUACUAUGUGAGUUACUGUGUUACUGUCAGAUCAGUGAUGAUGCACUUUUAUGGGAAACGGACAGACGAUGAGCAGAAAAUAAAGGUUCUUUUUCAAUAA
Plectropomus leopardus (leopard coralgrouper) is the source of this 795-nucleotide messenger RNA. RefSeq names its product parvalbumin beta-like. Gene Ontology annotation, molecular function: calcium ion binding. Gene Ontology annotation, cellular component: cytoplasm. NCBI's taxonomy places the organism in Eukaryota, Metazoa, Chordata, Actinopteri, Perciformes, Serranidae. The record is from RefSeq and is a predicted model, not a curated record.